AUGGCUUCAGAUGACUCAAAGUCUGCAGAGCACCAGCACAUCGAGGGUUUGGUGCAGAAGAGGCUUCCAACAAGCCCCAUCUAUGCCUUCCUACUCUCCGACGUUAAGAUCAAGAGUGCCAGCAAAGGCCAUGUCAUCGCACGCCUACCGCUGGAGAAAAACCAUAUGAAUUCCGCUGGCAGCCUGCACGGCGCCGUCUCAGCAGCCAUCGUGGACUGGAUGGGUGGCAUGUCGAUAUCAAGUCACGAUCUGCGGGACAAGUCUGGCGUCAGCGUAGACAUUCAUGUUACGUACCAAUCAGGGGCCAAGCUUGGAGAAGAGAUUGAGAUCGAAGGCAUUGCAGAGCGUGUUGGUGGCAGUCUUGCGUUCACGAAGAUCAACAUCUACAAAGUUGAGGAAGGACAGAGAGGCAAGGUCGUUGCAACAGGCACACACACCAAGUUCGUGAAGGGCUCGGAGCCCAAGCCAGCAUCGUGA
Molecule: messenger RNA, 477 nt
Organism: Saxophila tyrrhenica
Lineage: Eukaryota; Fungi; Ascomycota; Dothideomycetes; Mycosphaerellales; Extremaceae
Exons: 1
Coding region: 1-477 (158 amino acids)
Molecular function (GO): fatty acyl-CoA hydrolase activity
Source: RefSeq, a predicted model, not a curated record